ACAAAACCGGGAUAUUUAUUUGUUUGAGAAGAGUAAAAGUAGCUGCACGGCAUGCAUUUUGUUUAGAAGUUAAUUAUAUGCAAUGACAGCAAAAAGAUCUUAACAGCAACCGUUGUUUUAAAUCACCAGGGAUACACAUCAAGAAAGCAAAGGAAGUUAUUUAAUAAACUGGUUUAAGUAGCUCAAGUAUUUAAUAGAGUUUCCUCCUGUAAUAUGAAAACACCCCCUCAGCAUCCUCCUCAGCAUCACUGGUGCCGCUCAGCAUCCCGGAAGUUCAGCAUCAUCUGCUCCUUCAGGAAGACGCAUCAUCGUCAGAGCUUUGACAACAACGGGGACAAGUGGCGAAAACAUCGACCUGUCCAACAGAAACUCCCUCUUUAUCGCAGGUGGAAUUCACGUGAGAAGGCGACGAUGUGACGUUUGUUGGGGUCUGUGCCAGACAUAGUCAUGAUGAUGUGGCCAAUCUCUAUUGGGUGAAGAGGAUCCUUUACUUAAAGGGACAAAUGAAGUGACCAACAGGAAACAAUGUCGUCGUUCCAGGUGGUGGACUCGUCACCGGGCAGCAGUGUCAGCAUCAUGGAAACGUCCAACUUUGCCCACGUCAUCUUCCAGAAUGUGGGGAAGAGUUUCCUGCCCCAGGCACCCCUGGAGUGUCGCUACACCCUGACCCCUUACAUCUCUCCCCACCCGAAAGACUGGGUGGGCAUCUUCAAGGUGGGCUGGAGCACAGCCAGAGAUUACUACACCUUCCUCUGGUCUCCUAUGCCGGAAAACUAUGAACCAGGAAGUACUGUGCACAGGACUGUGGUGUUUCAAGGUUAUUAUGUUCCAAAAUCUGAUGGAGAGUUCUACCAGUUUUGUUAUGUCACGCAUGCUGGUGACAUUCGAGGUGCCAGCACGCCGUUCCAGUUCAGGUCAGCCACGCCCACCGAAGAGCUGCUGACUGUCACCGAGGACGACAGCAACUCUGACAUUCUGGUCGUCACCACCAAAACUGGCCUGCUAGAGCAUGUGGAGGAGGCGCAUCAGGAGCGCAGGGAGCUGAUGAAGGCCAUGCGUCUCCUCCAGGAGGAGAAGCAGCAGCUGCAGGAGGAGCAGAAACGACUGGCGAGAGAGAGGGAGCAGGAGAGGGAGACGUGCUGCCUGCUGCGGACACACAACCAGGAGCUGCUGCGCUCAUCACAGGGCCUGUCGGAGGAGAGGGAGGAGGUGAGGAGGAGGCUGACAGAGGCCACGGAUCGGGUCCGCCAGCUGGAGGAGGACCUGCUGGGAGUCACCCAGAGAGGCCUGCAGAAGGAGACGGAGCUCGAUUGUCUGCGUGACCGCCUGAAGAAGCUGACAGUGGAGAGAGACAGCCUGGAGAGCCAGCUGAAGAACGAGAAGGAUGAGAGAGACCUCUACAAGGCCCACCUUCGCAGCACCGAGCUGGAGAACACUAAGCUGAGUGCAGAGCUGCAGAUGCUGAAGGCAGUGGAGCUGAACCGGGAGGUGACCAUCGCCCAGUUCCAGGAGGAGCUGGACAGGCUCAGGGCCUGUGUUGCCCAGCGGGACAGCCUGGAGAAAGAGCUGCUGACACACAAGGCUGACAAGGCAGAGCUGGCCCGUGUGCGUGAGCUCCUCCGUCAGGCAGAGGAGCAGCUCCAGGCGUCCCGGCAGCAGGCCUCUCUGCUGGCCUCGGAGCUCCGUGACUCAGCCAGCGCCCGCGACCACACGAUGACUGAGCUGUACCGCGCCCGCUUAGAAGCCGACAAGCUCCGUGCCAGUCUGGCCGAUGCUCAGGCCGAGUGCCAGCGCAUGGAGAGCCAGCUAGACCGGAUGAGGAGCGCCGCGCAGAAGGAAGUGGGUGUUGGGACCAGUGGGGAGGUGACACCCAGCAUUUUGGUGGUGUCAGAGGCUGAGGCCGAGCUGCAGAGAGAGGUGGAGGAGCUGAAGCUGCGUCUUCACAUGGCGGCGGAGCACUACAAGGAGAAGUACCGGGAGUGUCAGCGCCUCCGCAGGCAGGUGGCCAAACUAAACACAACUGAGUCACAGGGGGAGCCAAAGAGAAAUGCAUCCACCGAGACGACACAGGAGCCGCUGACCCCGAGUCCAGAGUCACCAACAGCAGGGAAUAUAGCUGCUGCAGUCCUACAAGAAGCCGCCGAGAUGACAAUCACUCCAGAACUUAAGGACAGGGAAUCCACACAUGCCGAUUUAUACAUCAGCGCAGAGGAGGAAGAGGGGCAGAGAGAGAAGGAGAGGGCCGAGGUGGAAGCAGAGGUAGAAGCAAGCCAAGGAGAGAACGAGCAGAGAGAAGAGAAAGAGACGGAGGAGAAGAAGGACAGCCUGCCGGAGGACAGCCUGAGGAUGACGAGCUGGGUCGAGGUGGAGAACGAGAGGCAGAGAGCCCAAGAGAACAGUGAGGAGGAAAUGUCAGGGAAGGAGAGAGUCGAGGAGGAGAAGGACACCCUGGAGGGGAGGAGCAUGGAGGAGGCCGAGAAGGAACAGACUCGCUCGGUGGAGGAGGAGCUGGCGAUGAUGGAGGAGAAAUGGAGGGAGCAGUGUGCAAUCAACGAGACGCUGAAACAGCGGCUGGCCGACGAGGAGGAGCGCUUCAGAGUGCAGAUGGCGGAGCGAGCCAGCGAGGUGACGGAGCUGAAACGUAACCUGGCUCAGGCCCUCAGAGACAAGGAGCAGCUACAGGAGGAGCUGCAGCGCUUCGUGUCCAGGCAGAGGGAGCAGGAAGCCGGGGUUCAGUGUGCUGAGAUGAGGCAGCCGAUGAUGCUGCGCUACCCACUGCCGUACCCCCAGGACCCCUCUCCUCCGCCGCUGGUGCCGCAGAGGCCCGCCGAGCUGCAAUAUGGGAAUCCCUACUCCACCGACACCACGCGAGACCGGGUGGAUGUUGCGCUGUCUCCUGAGCACAUGUCCCGUCCUCCACCUGAGGCCCCACCCUGUGCCCCUCCCUGUGCACCCCCAAUCACGCCCCCGAGUCCCGGCCCAGGGGCACCAGGCUGGGACCAAGAGGUGGUCUGCAUCCAGCCCUCUCGCACCACGACACCCCCCGAGAGCGCUGAGCAUCCACCGCAGGAGCCACGAAAUGCUGCUGACACUGCUGCUCAGCCAGCCUGUGACCAUCAGUCCAGCAGACGAAGUGAAUCCAGGAGCAGCUUCUGCUUCGACUCCAGGACCGACAGCGUUCACAAGCGCUGCCCGUUGUGCGAGGUGAUCUUCCCACCUCACUUCGAGCAGCGCAGCUUCGAGCAGCAUGUGGAGAGCCACUGGAAGGUGUGUCCCGUCUGCUCCGAGCAGUUCCCCCUGAACUGCCAGCAGCAGCUCUUCGAGAGGCACGUCCUCACGCACUUCGACGGCAACGUGCUCAACUUCGACCAGAUCGAGUGAAGCGCACAAGAGGGGCGAGCCGAGAUAUGCUGUAUGGGUAAAUGUGUGUCUUCAGCUAUUAGUUCAUUUUGAUCGGGGUUCAGUUAAGUCGUCUUAUUAAUAUACAAUCAUGAGCACUUUUUUGCAAUCUUAACAAAGGUUAGAAAGAAUGUAGUCCACUUUUGAAAGGCAAUUCAUCCUUCGGCGGUGACUCCACCGAGGUGUGUGUGAAGUAGGGUAGCUCUCACCUUAAUACAGAAUCUGUAGAAGGAUUGUUAACACUUGGGAACAGUGCCGCGGUCCUCUACGUUUUGUAUCAUUUUUAAGCUCAUCCUUCUGCUUCAACGGGCAAAAAGCACCAUCAGUAGUGCAUGCAUUUAAUCUCUGUUCAAAGUUGCAGGACCCUGGAAAACAUUUAAUGUCUCUUUUCUUUAACAACCCUGAAUAUUUCUUUCAAGUAGGAUUUAUUGUGACAAAACAGCAAACACAUGUUCAUCUUUCACUCGCCCCCAUGAUUCAAAGAGCAUGGAGAGGCAGAAGAGAUAAGAAAAAGAUUUUUGUAAGUGUAAAUGAAGAGAGUGAAAUCUUAAUAUGCGAUGUCUUAAGAAGUGUGUAUAUAUCAUCGAAGACAGGCAGCGGCGGAGAUUUUUUGACUUGAAUGGGAAGUGAUUUCUCCCAAACUACAGUCCAACUGUACGUAUGAUGAUGUUUUGCAAAGACGUCAGAUGGUUGAAACUAAAAAAACAGCACUACGUUUUCAUGUAUCUGCACUAAAUAAGGCUUUAUUCUGAAUGUACUGUACAUAUGAAAAAUGAGAAUAAGUUGUGGAGAGACCUGUGAGUUACGGUCGUGACCCCGCCUCCCCUCCUAACUGUAACCUCCCUCAUGUUUAAGUGAUGACAGAAUGACGGUAAGACGCUGGGCUGGGCGAAUAAGACUGCAGGACACUAGAGUAACACACACUUUUAUUGUUAUGUACUUCCAUGUUUUAAAAACUAGACUUGUGAAGAAAAAAAGUCAUCACUUCGUGUGCAGGUCCACAUCACGAGUGAGUGUCAUUUCUCUGUGUGUCCGCAGGGCUCCACACCUCUGCUUGACUAUUUUCCAUCAUUACAAAGUGACCCCCCCCCCCCCCCCCCCGACAGUGUCGUAUUCAGGCUUUAAAAAUUGCACAUGCCCGGUAAUCACAAGGCAAAUGUGUGUGUGUGUGUGUGUGUCAUGUGUCCACUGUAGCCCUUUCCAUGUGAGAAUGUCAGGAUGGUGUGUAUUGCAAAAGAUCUUUAUGAAUAAAGUAAGCUUGUCUAAAUGCA
This is a messenger RNA of Acanthopagrus latus (yellowfin seabream), 4670 nucleotides long. RefSeq names its product Tax1 (human T-cell leukemia virus type I) binding protein 1a (gene tax1bp1a). The record is from RefSeq and is a predicted model, not a curated record. The coding region runs from base 526 to 3381 and encodes 951 amino acids. The transcript is spliced from 18 exons. Lineage: Eukaryota; Metazoa; Chordata; Actinopteri; Spariformes; Sparidae.